AUGACGAUCGACUACUACCACACGAUGGGGUCGCCACCGUGCUGUUACAUGGAGAUGUUGUUCGUAGCGCUGGGCAUCGAAUCCAAAAUCAAGUACCACUAUGUCGACGUUCUAGCUAAUGAUCAUCUCAAACCGGAAUAUUCAAAGAUAAACCCACAGCACGCUAUACCCACCAUCGUGGACGACGGCUUCAUUCUGUGGGAGUCUCACGCGGUCUCCAAAUACUUAAUUGACAAGUAUUGUAAAGGCAACUCUCUUUACCCUGAAGACGUUAAAGCGCGUGCGAUCGUCAACAUGAGACUGGACUUUGACCUGGGGACUCUUUACCCCAGACUCAAUGAGUUUUUAUCUGCGCACUUCUUAGAAGGGAAACCGCUGGAAGAGUCGGGUGUGAAAAAGAUACAGGAGGCGCUCGGUUUCAUAGACACGUUCCUAGCGGACACCAAGUACGUAGCUGGCUCGGAGCUGACGUUAGCUGAUUACGGUCUGGGGCUUACUACGUCAUGCAUAGAAGCCGCCAACAUCAGCUUGAAGGAAUAUCCCAAUGUUGUCAGAUGGCUUGCCCUCUUUAAAUCAACAGCACCCCAGUACGAAGCUAUAAAUGGAAAGCAUCUGAAAGCUUUGUUUGAUGGUCUGAAGAAGAAAUGA
This is a messenger RNA of Parnassius apollo (apollo), 648 nucleotides long. The record is from the annotation of a GenBank genome assembly. Lineage: Eukaryota; Metazoa; Arthropoda; Insecta; Lepidoptera; Papilionidae.